AUGGAUUAAAUAGCAAUAGAUUAAAAUAAAGAACAAGUUUAAAUAAAAGGAAUUUAGAAUUUGUUCUUUCCCAAUAAAAGAAACUUUCAUAUUUAUGUUGAAUUGUUGAAAUAAUGUCAAAAAAAACUAAUUGUAUGUAUGUAUCAAAUUUCACAUAAAAUAUUGGUCAAUAUUUUAAUUGACCUUUCACUGAAUGGAAGGGAUAUAUAAAUUAUAACUAAUUAAAAUAAUGAAAAUACUAAAGAGAAGUAGAUCCUUUUAAUGAUGAUUUAAAGUUCUUUAGAAAAAAUUAAAAUUGCAGUAUAUGAGAAUUAAUUUUGUUUAAUGCAUUCAAAAUAUUGUGUGAUAGAUGACUAAAUUAUAAUGACAGGUUCAGCUAAUUGGACUAAUAAUGCAUUUAGAAAAAAUGUAGAAAGUGUAGUUAUUUUGAAUAAUGAAAAAGAGGCAUAGAAGUAUGUUUUAGAAUUUGGAAAGGUUUGGAAUAAAUCCCAACUUUUAAGAUUAAAAGGGUAGAAUCUUGACUUUUUGCCAUUUUUAAAUAUGGAAUAAAUGAUGUUUGUAGGAAGAAAAAGAUAGAAGACCAAAUUCAAUAAAAUAAUUGAUUUAGAAAACAGUCAUCUAUAAGAAGAAAAUAAAGAUGAGGAAGUUAAAGAAUAAUCAGAUGAAAGUAGCUAAGAUUAUUGUUAGAAAGUUAUUUAUAUUGAUAGUAAUACUAAGAGCAAAAGAAUUAAACACAAAUUAGAUAAGGCACUAAAUUUAUAAUAUAAUGAUUUAAAGGAGGGAAAUCUAGUAAUUUAAAUAGAUUCUUCCAAUUAAUAAAAUAUAGUUUAAAUUGAUGAAAUUGAAAUUAUAUUAUGA
Messenger RNA from Paramecium sonneborni, 858 nucleotides. NCBI's taxonomy places the organism in Eukaryota, Ciliophora, Oligohymenophorea, Peniculida, Parameciidae. The record is from the annotation of a GenBank genome assembly.